Molecule: messenger RNA, 927 nt
Organism: Neocloeon triangulifer
Lineage: Eukaryota; Metazoa; Arthropoda; Insecta; Ephemeroptera; Baetidae
Exons: 5
Coding region: 251-694 (147 amino acids)
Source: RefSeq, a predicted model, not a curated record
ACAUCGUGAGUGAAUGCGGGUCUUGCACUUGAGAAAAAAACGCUGACUUUGAAUAUUGCAGGUGUCUGUUCAGACCAACAACGUUCACGUUGCGCCCGGAGCGAUCGUCAACAAGUUCUUCGUUUUCGUUGAAGGAUAUUUUAUCGACAUAUUCAAACCAAAAACCUCAACUGUGGUUGCGGGAAAAACCGAUUUAAACGGUCCCGGCGGAAGUGUUCACCAAAUUACCAAACUGAUCAAACACGAAAACAUGUCUUGGCCCCACAACAACGUCGGGCUACUCAGAGUCUGCCCACCAUUUACUAAAAAUUUUAAAAGCGUGGUUCUGCCGAUCAAUAAUCACCAGUGGAAGACGAAUGACGCUGCAAAAUUCAUCUACUACGACUCGCAAGGGAAAUUAACUUCAAUCGAGGCGGCUACUUUGGCAGACAAGGAAUGCAAUGCUCUGAAUUUGCCCAACAACUGGAAGGCAGAAACUGAAGUCUGCACCGUUCACAGACAAGGAAACACAUGUAUUUUCCCGUAUUACCCGCUGCUGUUGGCGAAAGGGCAAUUGGCCGGCGCUCAAACUUGGGGUGUUUGCGACGAAAGCAAGACGGUCAGCCUGACAAGCGAGCAAUUCGUCGACGUCGCCAUGUACACCAAGUGGAUUAGGAAAAACUCCAAGAUUAAAAUGAACAAGUGCUUGCUUUGAUUGCAAUAUUGACUCAUUUAAUAUUAAAGGCCCUUUUACGUAAAGAUUUGUAUUAUUCCAUUUGAAAUAAUACAAAAAUUUAUAUUUGAAAAAAUAUAUUGCAAAAAAAUUCACUCUUUCUUUUGAUACAGAGUCACCUAUUCCCGCCAAAAUCAAUCGCUCUUGAUGACUUGUAAUUUUCUAAUGUGGUUGAAUUAAGUGAUUAAGCAAUCAAAACUUUUAUGGUUUAAAAG